Messenger RNA from Penicillium odoratum, 1596 nucleotides. RefSeq names its product MFS transporter. The record is from RefSeq and is a predicted model, not a curated record. Gene Ontology annotation, biological process: transmembrane transport. The transcript has 2 exons. Lineage: Eukaryota; Fungi; Ascomycota; Eurotiomycetes; Eurotiales; Aspergillaceae. Gene Ontology annotation, molecular function: transmembrane transporter activity. The coding region runs from base 1 to 1596 and encodes 531 amino acids.
AUGGAAGCCCCGGAAGAGCGUCCGCACAUUUCGCUGGCGACAAACGAGCCACAUCAGACAAUCUUGAUCGCUGGUCAAACACGAGAUUCAGAAUAUAGCAUUGAGGUGCCUUCUGCCAUGCCUCCCUUCAACAGUGGAUGUGUGACCCCACAAGAGGAGGCUUUUACGAGGGAAAAUGCAAGCUUUGAGAAGACAUCAGACGAGGACCCCAAUGUCAUUGAGUUUGAUGGCCCAUUUGACAAGGGGAAUCCAAUGAAUUGGAAGAGAAGCUAUAAGUGGCUGCUCACUUUCACAUUGGGUCUUGUGGUCUUUGUUGUUACAUUCUCCAGUUCAGUCUUCAGCUCUGUCCUCCAAGCCACAGCUUUGGAGUUCAACGUGUCUACAGAAGUGACCACCCUUGGAACGAGUCUUUUUGUCUUGGGGUAUUGCUUUGGACCGAUAGCAUUUGGCCCAUUGUCUGAAGUCUAUGGCCGAAGGAUCCCACUGUUUCUCGGGCUAUUCGUUAUGUCAACGUUUGAGAUAGGAGUGGCUGUUGCGCAAAAUUUGUACACAAUUUUACUGUGCCGAUUUUUUGCCGGGUUCUUUGGCUCUGCCCCACUAGCUGUUGUCGGAGGGACCCUGGCAGAUUUCUGGAACCAGGUUGAUAGAGGUGUUGCUCUAUGCUUCUUUGCAGGUGCUACUUUCGUCGGGCCCGUUGCAGGCCCGAUUGUUGGAGAAUUUGUCGCGAAAAGCUACCUCGGUUGGCGAUGGACACAGUACAUCAUAGUCAUCACGGGGUUCUCGUUUUUCGUGGUUGGUCUUCUCAUCAUGCCUGAAACCUACGCUCCAGUGAUCCUGCAGAAACGCGCAAAGGCUAUUCGGUUUGAUACGAGAAACUGGGCCGUGCGGGCAAAAGCAGAUGAAAGGCAAAUUAACAUGCAGUCAAUCGUCGAAGUCUACUGCAAGCGCCCCUUUGCCAUGCUUUUCUCUGAGCCGAUACUUCUGCUUGUCACUUUGUAUAUGGCUCUGAUCUACGGCAUACUCUACCUAUUCUUCACAGCCUACCCAAUUUCUUUCGAAGAGAAGCGUGGAUGGGCCACUGGCGUUGGUGCCCUCCCGUUUAUUGCUAUCACAGUUGGUGUCGUAAUGGGCAGCAGUAUCAUUGUGUACCUCACAAAAACCCGCCUUGCGGUUAAUUUUAAGAAGAACGGGAAGAUUCUCCCAGAGGAACGUCUCCCUGCUAUGAUCAUUGGCGGAUUUAUGCUUCCUAUCGGUCUUUUCUGGUGGGCUUGGACCAGCGAUCCAUCCAUCAACCCAUGGCCUCAAAUCAUUGCGGGUGUUCCGGCAGGUGCCGGUAUUCUCAUGAUUUUCUUACAAGGAAUGAGUUACAUUAUCGAUGUCUAUGAGUCAAAUGCGAACAGCGCCCUUGCAGCAAAUACUUUUGUAAGAAGUUGGCUUGGUGCUGGAUUUCCCUUGUUCGCAUCGGCUAUGUAUCAUAACCUCGGGGUGAAUUGGGCGACAACUUUGUUGGCAUUUUUGACUCUUGCUAUGAUACCAGUUCCAAUUCUCUUCUAUUACUAUGGAGGCAGAAUUCGCCAGAUGAGCAAGCGAGCUUGA